UGUGUGGUGUGUGUAUCUUGCUUGAUACUGUGGAUCUUCAUUCCUUUUGGGAGCAGAAAUGAACUCAGUCGCAACGAUCGACAAAUAAGUCAUCACAUAUUUUUUCUAUUAUUUUUUAUUAUUAAUAGCAUUAUUAAACUGACAGACAGCCAUGGCGAUCGAGUCGGUGAGUGUUUGGUUUAAGAUUUACUGUCUGGUCGUCAUGACUGUGAUCGCUGCCACAUACACCGUGGUUCUCCGAUACACCAGAACCAUCUCAUCCGAGCUGUACUUCUCCACCACUGCGGUCUGCUUCGCUGAGAUCAUCAAACUCGUGCUCAGUCUGGGCAUGCUCGUGAGGGAGACGGGUGAUGUCGGCAGGUGUAAGGCUGCUCUGGUCCAUCACAUCUUCAGAAGUCCUAAGGAGCUGCUGAAGCUCAGCGUCCCGUCUGUGGUUUACGCCAUCCAGAACAACAUGGCCUUCGUGGCGUUGAGCAAUCUGGACGCUGCCGUCUACCAGGUGACGUAUCAGCUGAAGAUCCCGUGUACGGCUCUGUGUACCGUCCUCAUGCUUAGUCGUUCUCUGAGUCGUCUGCAGUGGUUCUCUGUGUUCAUGCUCUGCGGGGGGGUGACGCUGGUGCAGUGGACACCACCAGAAUCCACUAAAGUUCAGAUGGAGCAGAAUCCAUUGAUGGGCUUCAUGGCGAUUGCGGUGGCGGUCCUGUGCUCGGGGUUUGCAGGUGUGUACUUUGAGAAGGUUCUGAAGAGCUCAGACACGUCGCUGUGGGUGCGAAACAUCCAGAUGUACCUGUCGGGUAUAGCUGUGACCUUUCUAGGUGUCAUCGUGACAGACGGCGCCGAAGUGAUGGAGAAAGGAGUUUUUUACGGAUACACGCCCUGGGUCUGCCUGGUCAUCUUUCUGGCGAGUGUUGGAGGAAUGUACACGUCUGUGGUGGUGAAGUACACGGACAACAUCAUGAAGGGAUUUUCAGCGGCCGCCGCUAUCGUUCUGUCCACCGUGGCGUCUGUGAUGCUCUUCGGCCUGCAGAUCACCACCACGUUCAUGAGCGGAUCCAUGCUGGUGUGCAUUUCCAUUUACCUGUACGGACUGCCAAAGCAAGACACCAGCAAAGCGUCGACACCCAGCGUGGAUAACGUCAAGAAACAGAAAGGCUCAGCGGUCUGACCUGAGAUCAGCGAGACGCUCGUGACUGUUUACAGCAGAUGAAGACUGACAGCUAACAGGAGAACUGAAUCAUAAUGAAACCCUUCUGUUGAAGGAAGGCCUGGUGUUAUGGAAAUGGACGGGUUUAGGGUUAUUUUAUUUGUUGUUAUAAUGUCCAGAUCACAAGAAUCCAACACUGUUAAUGCCGAAACUGUCCUCUGAAUGUACACAUGCAUACGAGACACAUUGAGAAACUUUUACAAAUAUUGAAUACAGAAGAUGAUGAAUUUCAUUGUCAGAUUGGUGAGCGAACGCUGCAGAAUAAAUGUGGAGCGUGUUGGGUUAUGCCACGCCUCUUUCACGAGGACGAUCUCUGCGCGCAUUAAGGGAAACAUUUUUGUGACCCCAACUGAACUUCUGGUACACAUUCACAAACAAUAGAGUGCCUGUAGAUUAUUACUGAUUACUAUCAAAAGAAACCGAGAAGAAGCCUUAGAUGGAUAAGCUUGUCUCUCCAAUAUUUUGACUUGAGACUGCAAUACCAAUCUCAACCACUAGAUGUGUAUCAGUGUAUCAAAACUACAGGACCAAUUCGACAAAUCGUUUAUUUUAUUAUAAUACAGUAAAAUAAUAAUACAAGUAAAUAUCAACAUAAUUUAAAUAUAAAUAAUACACAAGCCAAACACAAAGCGGAAGUUAACUGGAUUAACUGGUCAAGUGCGCGUGCAUUUUUUAACGGUCUGUAAGGUGAUAUUUUAUUUUUCUGUUAUGUACCUGAUGUGUGGGGUCUCAAACCAAAUACACUAUAUUAAAACAUUAUGAUGAUGGACACAAUGUGAAUUUUGAUUUCAUGUGAAGGAUCCUGCAGACAGGCACUGAGUGCAUAACAUAUCGUGGUGUGAGGACGGGGAAUAAAUGGGAGAAACUUUA
Triplophysa dalaica is the source of this 2074-nucleotide messenger RNA. It is a transcript of the gene slc35a1, whose product is annotated as solute carrier family 35 member A1. Bases 152 to 1165 code for a protein of 337 amino acids. The record is from RefSeq and is a predicted model, not a curated record. The transcript has 8 exons. Gene Ontology annotation, biological process: pyrimidine nucleotide-sugar transmembrane transport. Gene Ontology annotation, molecular function: pyrimidine nucleotide-sugar transmembrane transporter activity. Gene Ontology annotation, cellular component: Golgi membrane. Lineage: Eukaryota; Metazoa; Chordata; Actinopteri; Cypriniformes; Nemacheilidae.